AUGGCGCACACCCUACCAGCAGCGACGACGCGUGGGCCCCGUCCAUCGGCGGUGUAUAUCUGGCCAAGUAGCAAUAUCACUGAUCUUUUUGCUGCCAUUGAAAACUUUGUUAGUCAGGAGCUAUCAUAUGGUAUGAAAAGUAGCACGUCUCAGAAAGAUCUUCAAAAAUCUAAUGCUUCAGAGCUUCCUUCACAAGGAAAAGCUGCAUCAGCACUGGUACUUGAUGGGUGGGAUAGUAUUGUUCUUGAAUAUUCUGUCGACUGGCCUCUGCAGCUCUUCUUCACUCCUGAUGUUCUGUCCAAGAAACUAUCAUAG
This is a messenger RNA of Miscanthus lutarioriparius, 315 nucleotides long. The record is from the annotation of a GenBank genome assembly. Lineage: Eukaryota; Viridiplantae; Streptophyta; Magnoliopsida; Poales; Poaceae.